Molecule: messenger RNA, 4948 nt
Organism: Herpailurus yagouaroundi (jaguarundi)
Lineage: Eukaryota; Metazoa; Chordata; Mammalia; Carnivora; Felidae
Gene: OSM
Product: oncostatin M
Exons: 3
Coding region: 3255-3959 (234 amino acids)
Biological process (GO): oncostatin-M-mediated signaling pathway; immune response
Cellular component (GO): extracellular region
Molecular function (GO): cytokine activity; oncostatin-M receptor binding
Source: RefSeq, a predicted model, not a curated record
GGCAAGGCUCGAGCCCACAAACUGCGGGAUCAUGACCUGAACCAAAGUUGGACGCUUAACUGACUGAGCCACCCAGGUGCCGCUGAAUGUCGCCUCCUUUUAACUAUUCCCACACAGGGUGACACGGGGACGGGAAAGUAAAGGCAUGUAGCUCUCCCCCGAGUGUGGAGGUUGGUCUGCAGUAGCUGAGAGGGGCAAAGGCUCUCCUGCUGGAUGUGGCUCUCCUGCUUGGAGCCAGGCCCCGAGCUUCUCAGUUUCCUCAUUAAAAGGAGCCAAAGCAUCCCUGCCUGGGUGCUCUCCCUCUCAGGGCUGUUGCAAGAUGAGAUCAGGGAUGUGAAAUGAAGAAGGAUCCCAGCUUGGCUUGGGCCCCAGGAAAUAGUCUUGCGGGGGUGGGCACAGAGAUGAGGAAUUUAGCAGAAGCAACGUUCUCAGGAGGAGAAUCCAGAACUGGCCUUUGGGGGUGGCACUGGUGGGUGUGGUAAGCACCAUGCUGGGGUGCCAGGGAGUGGGUGGGGGGUGACGAACAGCCUCCUGGGCGUGGAGGUGUGUCUGGUUUUACCCACUACUGGAUCCUUAGCACUUGGGAAUGGCUGGCUCAGAGAAGGGCCAAAUAAAAGUUUUUUGAAUGGGUAAAUGAGUGAUGUUAAGUGUAUAUACAGAGGAGAGAACAGGUAGGAAUAGCCUUGGUGGUCAUGAUGGGUGCUGGGGACAUGGAUGGACAGGAGGGUGUCCGAUCCUCUUCCUUCCUGGCCACCCCAGCUCUCCUUGUUCAGCCUCCACGGGCCCAAUGCUCUCCCCAGCUGGAGCAGCCCAGGCCUCCCUGGCAGAUUCCAGAGGCCCCACCCUGGUUCCCAGCCUUCCGAGGCCCCCCUCCCCACCGGGCUCCUGAGGGUGCGGGCCACAGACCCCCUUCCGGGCCUGGUAGAUAUGCUGCGGGUGCCAGGCAUGACCUGCAGGCCUGAGCCAGCAUUUCCGCCCCCUUGUCUGCCCUAGCCCAGGCCUCCUUCACCCUAGGCAAAGUAACAGGUAGACUAGAGAGGCGUGGUCUCCAGGGUUCCUUCACUCUGACGUCCAGAGGUCUGCGAGAAGCUGAGGACCAACCCACAAUCACUAUCUUUCAGAGAAAGUGAAACCUGGUCCCCAACCGUCACCACGGCGACUCCCCCACCCUGGCUUCCCCUCUGAGCUCACAGCUUCCCCAUCUCCUCCGCCCCCCACACCAUCCCUCAACAGCUAGUACUUGGAAUUAGACUUUCAGCUUUCUUUUUUCCUUCAAAGGACUUUUGCCUUUUAUGUCCAUGACAGCAGCAGCUCUGUGAGCCUGAGCCAGGAAAUACUGUUUGAACCCUCCUUUUACAGGUGGGGCCUCUGAGGCCCAGAGAGGUUAAAUGACUUGCCUCUGGUCACACAGUAUGUCAGCCCGCUUGAGCCCUAACCUCCUGUUUCUCUUGCUUUAAGCACCUGUUUUCCCCCAGAAGACCCUGUCUGUAAAGAAAGGGACUAGGUGUGGGCAAUGGGCCUGGGAUAAAGAAGGUUUGUUGCAAGGGGUUUGCAUGAUGGGAGAAAGGAGAUGGCUGGGAGCCCCACUGGAGGAUGCAGGUCCUGGGGCCAGAACCACAAUCUCGGGGCUGCCAGCCUGGGUCUGGCUCUGUGCCCAGAGCCCGGUGGUUUCCGCUCACAGAUGUCCCAACAGCCCCAGCAGGAGGGCGGGAAGGGCACUCAAGAAGGAAGAUGUCUCGCUCCCCUCAGUCCCAAACCACAGUGGCUGCUGAGGCUGAUGGCUCCUGGGCCUGCGGGCCCUCUGAGGCCCCAGUUGGCACACUCUCCCCUCUAUCCUGGGCACAGCUCCCUGCACAUGGCUCGGACCCCCAUGUUCCCUACUCGCCCCAGGAAGGCUGGGGCUGCGGUUUGCAUCAUCCUUGGGCGUGGGGCUGACCUCGAAGAACGAAUUCGAAGAAAACAGGAGGAGGAGCAGGCAUGCCACCGCACCCAGCGCCCAUUGGCCGCCCGUGGAAACUUUGGUUUUUGGGGUCAUGUUCCCAGAAGGCCUGCCCCUCCCCCCCCUCCGCUCCCCACCCACCUCACGAGGUGUUGGCCAAUCGCCCUGGCGGGCAUAAAGUGGCUGCUAGCCCGCAGGGCUCCCAGCCAGGAGGUGUCACCCCCAGCAGGCGCCGGCCGGAGCUCGGGCACCCAGCAUGCGGGCACAGCUUAUGCGGAGGACGCUGCUCAGUAAGUACUUCCUUCCUCUCCACCAGUACCCACUUGCUGUGCCCCUGGGCACCAGCGGGGAGCAGAGGCACCUUCUGUCUUUUGGGAGCUGGAAAGGCUGGGCACCAGAAGGAUGCUGAGAAGGGGGGAGAGCUGGGAGGUCAGGCAAAGCAAGUGGUCCACUGAGAACACAGCAUCUUUACAAGGUAGAGAAGGACUAUCCCCAGAAGGCUUCUAAAGGGGAGGUGAUGUAGAGGCAGCUCUGGGAACAAGAGAGUGAGGGAAGGGGAUAGAUUGAGGGGAGAAGCCAGAGAAGCAGAGGGGAGGUGAGAGACGUGCUGGAUAGAGUAGGAAGCUGCAGAAGCCAAGAGGAAAACAGUGUGAUGUCUGGAGGGGUGAUGAGGCCUCCUUCUUGCCCUGAUUUGCAGGGUCUGGAAUGGAUACACACAGCCAGCCAGGCCCAGGGACCCUGGAACCCACACAAUCACACAGCACACAUAGCCACACCCACAGGAUGACGCGCACACAGAGCCGUGUGAUGUCAUUCAGAGCCCUCAAUCUCACCAACUUGGGAACCCCCACAUGCAGCCUGGGCCCCCACGGUGGACAGGGCACAACGUUUGUUUGUGGCCAGCUCCUUCCUUUCACCUCACACAGACCUGGACACACGCCCAUGAAGACACCCUAGCCCCACGUGCAUGUGGUGCUCACACAGACUCCCCUGCCCAAGCCCAGCAGCAGAUACCUGAGGAGGUGGCGAGGAGUGCCCUGUGGUCGCCGUGCCUGGGUGGCCAGCCCCUCAUGCUUCCCCAGGAGCUGAACGGUUCUUAGGAAGGGAACAUGGUGUCACUGCCUUCCGGGCCAUUGCGCCACAGGCCCCUUCCGACCACAUGGCUGCCGGUGCCUGGGGGGUGGGUGUGGGGAGGUUGGCCGGCAGUAAGUAUGCUCUUCCCACCCCGAACAUUCUGGCUCACGGCGUAUCUGGUGGGCCUGACAGAUGUGGGACAUGAAGGGAGAGAAGAGGAGGGUGCAAGAGGUUGAGGACAAUGCUGGCCUUGUGUGACCCGGGUCUGGUCCUUGGACUCCUGUUCCUGAGUAUGCCGGCCAUGGGCAGCUGUUUGGACAACUACCAAGAGCUCCUUGGGCAGCUCCAGAAGCAGGCGGACUUCAUGCAGCACACCAGCAUGCUCCUGGACCCCUAUAUCAGCAUCCAAGGCCUGGACAAGGAUGGUCUGAAGAAGCACUGUCGGGAGCGCCCCGGGGUCUUCCCCAGCAAAGAUGCCCUGCAGCGGCUCAGCAGGCAGGAAUUUCUGCAGAUCCUUAACACCACACUGGGCCACGUUCUGCACAGACUGAGAACUUUACAGAAGGACAUCCCCAAAGCCCAGGACUUAGAGAAGCUAAAUAUAGCAAAGUUAAACAUUCGCGGGUUCAAGAACAAUAUCCACUGCAUGGCCCAGCUGCUUCCAGGCUCCUUGGAGAAGACUGAGCCCACUCCGACAGGCCCAGGGGCUUCUCCGUCACCCACCCCCAUCUCAGACGCCUUUCAGCGCAGGCUGGAGGGCUGCAGGUUCCUGCAUGGCUACCACCGCUUCAUGCACUCAGUGGGUCAGGUAUUCCGAGAGUGGGGGCAGAGCCCGAGUCGGAGCCGGAGACACAGCCCCCGCCGGGGCCUGCGGAAGGGGAAGCACAGGACGCAUCUCUCCAGCAGGAACAAAAGACUCAUUCCCAGAGGGUGGUUGCCCCGGUAGCCUUAGGGGUACCCCUGACAGAUAAAGGACUCACAGGUAUUCUGUAGGAUGGCCCAUCCCUGCCGGCCUCCAAACCUGCUCUCCUCUGUCCCCCCCCCCCCAGAAGCGCACUUUAAGGGGUGGGAGCCAAGCAGGCCCCUCUACCUCCUCCAGGCGGGGAGGGUAGGGUUAGACCAUUUAACCCCCAGCCCUGAGUUCCCCAGUCUCGGUGGGAUGGCCAGGUCAGGCCACGCGGGGCUAACUUUCCAUUGAUUCAGGGGUCUGAUGACACAGGCUGACUCAUGGCCAGACUGACUGCCCCCCCUGCUCUGCUCCCCAGAGGCCUGUCGGCCCUUCCCUCUCAUGACUUGCAGGGCUGUUGACCCCAGACUUCCUCCUUUCCAUGGAGGCAUGGUUCCGAGGGGGAGGUCAGGGCCUGAGCUAGCCUCUUAUGCCUCAUUGACAGUCUCAGGCCAGACACCUGGACAUCUGGGUGACCUCAUUUUAGGCAGCUGUGACACAGGCAGAGUGUCCUAGAAGGAGUGCUGAUCGGGGUAGGGUGUCUAAAAGUGGGGCUCAAAGGCCAGCUCAACCCCUCUCACUGUGUAGCCUCGGGAAGACCACCUUACCUCUCUGGACUUCAGUUUUCUUUUUGUGAUUCAAGAGAGUUGGGACCGUGUAAAGCCCUCUCUGCUUGCCAGUAGCUGGGAUUCUAUGGCAUACAGUGGAUAUCAAAUGCAGUGCAAAUGGACAUGGAGUAAAGACCUAGUGUCUGGAAGUACCCAGUCUUGGGUCCUGGCUGCUGGCUCCUCCCCCUGGUGGUGCAUCAUGAAAUUUUCUCAUGCUGAAGCGAGGGAGUCCCAGAAGCUGCUGGGCCAAUUCUUUGCAGGAAUAUGAUUAAUUUAUCGAUUUUUAUCAGUUUUUAUCUGUUUCCUAUUUAUAAGGCUUAUUUAUGAUACAUAUUUAAUGUUAAUAUUGUGCCAACAUAUAUUUAAAACUUGCCUGGUUUC